Molecule: messenger RNA, 1293 nt
Organism: Trichophyton benhamiae CBS 112371
Lineage: Eukaryota; Fungi; Ascomycota; Eurotiomycetes; Onygenales; Arthrodermataceae
Product: cellular morphogenesis protein (Bud22), putative
Exons: 2
Coding region: 1-1293 (430 amino acids)
Biological process (GO): maturation of SSU-rRNA
Cellular component (GO): 90S preribosome; nucleus
Source: RefSeq, a predicted model, not a curated record
AUGGCGAAACGAAAGCGCGAUGUAUUGGAAGAGGACGGCUCAUAUAACUGGGGCGAUAAGAAACUGAGAAUACAGAGGCUACGCCUUGACCAGGCGGUCCAACAUGGCGUGGUGCUUCUUCAUCGUGCACUCAAAGUUGCCAGAGGAUUCGAACGGCAGAAGUUAGGUCGGAGAGAAAAGUCUGCAAGACAAGAGAGCGAUAGAAUGCUAUUGAAUCGGCGUUUGAAUGAGGUUGAAGCUUUGAAGGCCUUGGAUCUGCAUAAAACCGCCGAAAGAUACCUGAUAAAACAGAUGGUUAAAACGAAACGAAUUGCCGAAUCACCUGCAUUUAUUCAUUUGAAGCUUGCGGAGCGCAUAUCAAACGAGGAAAAGAAGGGUGAUGCUGAAGCCAACGUUUCUGCCCGGUUGUUCAACUCAAAUCCAGUGAAGAAAGUCUUUCCAGGGGUUAUGAAUGAUAUAAGGGAUAUACUUGGUUUGUCUGGGGACACGGAAUCGAAGAAAGUCGCAGCGAAAGGGGGUCAAAAACGGCUAGCCGAGCGUAUGCGAGAAGAUAUAGCCAUGGGCGAUAAUGAUGAGAGUACAGAUGGAGAAUCAGAAGGUUCUCAUGGCGACGAAGAGAUGAACAUGGCCCGUUUUGAUGGACUUGUUGCGUCUGGUUCGGAGAAUGGGGAUGGGAGUGACUAUGGGGACAAUAACAAAACGAGACCAGCAAGUGCAAGAUACAACCCAAUGGACGACAUGUCAUUAUCACCUACAUCAUCAGACACGUCUGACGAAUCAGAUGUUAUUACGACAAAGUCCUCGAAACCCAAACAAAAGUCUACUACAGCUACAACAUUUCUCCCGACACUCAUGGGAGGAUACUGGUCAGGCUCUGAAUCUGAGCCAGAGCAGGAUUACACAUCCGCCAUCCCUGAACGGAAGAAUAGGAUGGGCCAACAGGCAAGACGAAAGCUUUGGGAGAAGAAAUAUGGAAGUAAUGCGAGACAUAUCCAAAAGCAGGCGAAGGAACAAGCCCAAGGCAAGAAUCGGGAUAGCGGCUGGGAUUUACGCCGUGGAGCUACAACAGAGGAAGAUACAAGAGGAAGAUAUGGAAGAAAUAAAAUACGUGGAGGUCAACGGAAGGAGGCUACUGGAUCAAAUACAGCCCAGGUACAAGCUGUGCAGCCUACUCCAAAACCCGCGCCCCCUAACAACAACAAACCGCUUCAUCCUUCAUGGCAGGCGGCAAUUAAACGCAAACAGUCAAAAGCACAAACUUCAUUCCAGGGCAAGAAGGUUGUAUUUGACUAG